Drosophila navojoa is the source of this 3775-nucleotide messenger RNA. RefSeq names its product sidestep VII transmembrane protein (gene side-VII). Gene Ontology annotation, molecular function: protein binding. Lineage: Eukaryota; Metazoa; Arthropoda; Insecta; Diptera; Drosophilidae. The record is from RefSeq and is a predicted model, not a curated record.
GCAGGAUUUUCACAAAGUUCGACUGAAGACGUGCUCGGAAAGUUAUUUGCACAGUUUUGAGAGUGAAAAAGGAAAAUAAUAUAUUAUUAACGUUGCAAUCGAAAACUAUGUUCUUUUGCACCUAAAGCAGCCGGGCAAAUGCUCAACUAAUGUGAAAUCUUGUGCUCAGAUACAAAUUUGCAGUUCUGAAAUGAGACCCAGAAAAAAUAUGAUAGACUAGCAAAAAUCACCUUAAGUAUUAAUAAAAACUCGAAAGUAACGUAGUGAUAGCAAAAAAUCAAAGUGUUUUCCACCUAGAUAAUUAAUAACUAAAAAUCUACAUAUUAUCAAUAAUAACUCAAAUAAUAAUUUCGAAUGAAUAUUUCGAGAUGCUGUGCCAAAUUUAUGUUGAAAGUGGCAAAUAAGUGAAUAAUAUUCAAGUGAUUAAAUGAACUGCAACAAAAACAUGAAAAAGUCUUUCCAGUUUAUAUUUAUCUUCUGUUUUAUAAAAUCAAUUCUUGGAAUGAAAGACGCUUUCAUUCAGACGAUAGAGUCCUUAAUUGGAGAAAAUGUUUAUCUCCCUUGUAAUGUGUCAACUAACGAAGGUGAUGAAGCUGUCUUAGUUCUGUGGUACCGAGAUGACAAAGGUACACCAAUAUACAGUGUGGAUAUGCGUGGGGGAAUGUCCAAAGCCCCAAAGAGAUGGUCCGAUGAGACGGUGUUCGGAGAAAGAGCAUUUUUCGCAUUUGAAAACGAGCCUGGAAAGCUUUCUAUUGAAAACGUGAAUGCCAAUGACUCUGGAAUCUAUAGAUGCCGAGUCGAUUUCCUACGAGCUCAAACUUAUAAUACCCGCAUAAUGUUGAAUGUCAUAACUCCUCCUAAACAAGUUGUCAUUCGAGAUGGGGCUAAUGUAGAGCGCUCUACGGUUGUUGGCCCGUACAGUGAAGGCGACGUUGUUGCAUUGAAGUGCCAAGUGAUUGGAGGCUACCCAACACCAACGAUUACGUGGUAUAGGGAUGGAGUUGAAAUACCGAGCACCACUACAAUUUUACCGGGCGGAAAAGUCCUUCAAAAUGAAAUUGUUCUUGGACCACUUGGAAGAAGCGACCUCAAUUCAAAACUUGUUUGCAAAGCAGUAAAUCAUCCCAGAGCCUCCGUUGUCGAAGCUGUUGUUCAAAUUGACAUGAAUUUUGCUCCAUUGAAUAUUCGACUGCUUGGGGCUUAUCAACCUUUGUCAGCUGGACGUAGAUAUGAUCUUCUAUGCCAAAGUGCCGGAUCUAGGCCCCCAGCUGUAAUAACAUGGUGGCAAAAUGGCGUUCGAUUGGAAAAGACGACCGAAACCACCUCAAGUGAUGGAAAUCAGACCACAAGUACACUCUCAAUAAAUCUAAGCAAAAACGAUGCAGGGAAAUUUCUAUCAUGUAAGGCCUACAAUCAUGCUAUUAAUUCAGAGCCGCUUGAGGAUGGAUGGAAAUUGGAUAUUCAAUACAUUCCUGAGGCAUACGUCAGAUUGGGUACAUCGCUAGAUGCCAAUUCCUUACGUGAGGGAACAGAUGUGUACUUUGACUGUUUCGUGGUUGCCCAUCCUCAGGUGUUCAGAAUUGAAUGGAGGCAUAAUAAUGAACCGUUAUUGCACAAUAUUUCUCAAGGUGUUAUAAUCAGUAACCACUCGUUGGUUCUCCAAGGCGUUACUAGAGAUACCGCUGGCAAUUAUACUUGUGUGGGCUUUAAUGCAGAAGGUGAAGGCAUCAGUGAGCCAUUCAUGCUGAAUAUUUUAUAUGCUCCAACUUGUGCUCAAAACCAGUCGAGAAUUUAUGGUGUUGCAAAGCAUGAAGAGGCUCAAAUAAAGUGCGUCGUCGAUGCGAAUCCUCGUGAAGUUGAUUUCAGUUGGACUUUCAACAAUUCCGCAGAGAGCAUUGAUGUUGCGACUAAUCACAUAUAUCGUCUAGGCACAACAUCUGUUCUAACAUACACCCCAGUUACCGAACUAGACUAUGGGACUCUGCUAUGUGUAGCCACCAAUAAGAUUGGCAGACAACGAGUACCGUGCAUUUAUCACAUUAUUGCUGCAGGUCGGCCAGAUCAGGUGCACAAUUGCACACUAUUGAACAUUUCUAUGACGUCACUCACGGCAACUUGUAGUGAUGGCUUCAAUGGGGGGCUGUCUCAACUAUUCAUAUUGGAGCUACAGGAUGCAAACACUAAGGAAUUAAAAGCAAAUAUCACAUCAUCUGUGCCAAGGUUUACAGUUUCUGGUCUUGCUCCAGGGAAUGUAUACGUUUUAUCAAUUUAUGCAUUUAACUCGAAAGGACGAUCUGAUCCAACCAUAAUUAACGCUGCUAUGCUACGAAUGCCAGAAAAGCAGCUAACAUUUGAACAAACGAACAAACCCCAUGCUGAAUUAUUGUUCUCUCCGAUGGUAUCGCUAACUAUUGGAUUGACUCUGGCAGUUUUUAUUGCCAUUUUUGCCAUUGUACUCGCACUGCGAAUUCCAUGCGCCGCUAGUACAAGAAGGCGACAAAAGACGGUGUCUAAUGGUAGUGAGUCUAGAGAUGUGUCGCCCGGCCCGAGCAUUCAAAGCGUUGGCAAAGAUAUGGACGAGAGUGAUGACAGGAAUCCAGAUGUGGUACCCGAAAUGAUUGAUUAUGAUGAACAAAGAGAAUGUGCCCGAAAACGACAGCUCAUAUCGACAAUCGACACGACUAGCUGCAACCCUCGAAGGAAUCUUUUAGUUAAUGCUCCGCUGGAACAGAGUGUGAAUACCUCAGAUGGAGUUUUUUGUGCAGCUCAUAACAUUGGGUUUUGCACCUUACGGAGUGACAGGCCUAAUCCAGCGAAGCAACCGAUCAGAACCUUACCAGUGAAUGUAACUCCACAUGUUUAUUCGAAUGCCAUUGCUCAAUGUACGCUUCCCCGUCAGUCGUAUCGUAAUGAUUGGGCUAGAUAUAAGACUAACGUGGCCGCAACAAGUCAUGUCGCUCUAAACUCAACAUUUCAUCAAUUACCGACCACAUCGGAGAAGUCAAAUCUGCAUCUUACCCGAGAAGCGGCGGAGGAAUAUGCAGGCUCAUCAUCAUCUGUAUCUAAUAGUUCAAUGAUUUCAACGUCCAAAGCAAUCGCUCAAUCUCGUUGCCGAACUAUUGCGUUACACCACAUGACCCAGGCUCAGGCGGGCAGAGUCCCUGUUGGAGCACCAGCCAACGUAAUUAACUCAAUUGAACAAAGCCAAUCCGACGAUGAAGUUACCGUCCAAACUCCAUUAAUGAUAAAACGCGAUAGUUCCGUAUGACUAUAGAACUGCCACGGGGCUUAUAAGAAAGCCCUGUGAUGCUCAAAAUAAUCAUGUCAUUUUAAUAAACAAACAAAAAUAACACAUUUAUAAUCGUAGAUUUUUUGUAUCACAAAAUUUUACAAUAAAUUUUUAAGAAUAUUUCAACAGCCAAAAUAUCCUUAAGACAGUGUAUUGCAAAUUUCCUAUUUGUAUAUUUUAAGCAAUGAAUGAAAAUGUGUUAGUUACAUUAAUACAAUGUUUUUGUUCCUUAUCUGUUUAAACAGAGGACAAUGUGUCAAAUUUUUACAAUUGUUAAGAGCAUUUACGUUUUAUUCUUUGUUUAACUGAAACAAUUAAAACAGAAAAUUAUAAAUAUUUUCAUUGUUAUAUUUUAUUGGCCAAAUCAGUAAGCAAAUAUCUAUGUACUUAUGCAUAAAGUAAACUGAUAAUCUAAGUCAACUUAAAGGCAUAAGCUCCACAUUAGUAAUGCCAAUUACCAGACACAACAAAAACUGUAUCGAUCGA